AGAAAUACCCUUUCACGAACCGGUCGACGGUCACAACACGCAGUUGAAUUCCGGUGGCAGCCCAAGCGAGACUCGAGCGGCAUAUGACUGAAACAGCGCCGAGCCAGCUUUGUGUGGGGCAUCUCUAUUGGGCCCAAACGAAGCCCAAUGAAUGGACACUCACCCGGCUUUCUUCCUUCGAUGCGUCAUCGGCAUCUGCCGUGUUCGAAAUCGUCGAUGAAUUUACUGACGCCGCCGUCCCUGGGUCCGAUCAACUCACGGUGGACACGACCACUUGCGCGGUCUGCCCGGCAAACCCUCUUUUCGUGACAAGGUCAGACAUGACCGCAAUGCGGUACUUGCACGAAGCUGCUGUGGUGAAAAACCUCCACGAUCGAUGGAUCGCCGAUGAUCGGCAACCAUACACGUCCAUGUCGAAUGUCCUCAUCGCCGUGAACCCGCUGCGGUACUUGGCGGCUGUGGACAAGUCCAUGUAUGUUCGCCAGUCGUUGGACAAGUCGCCUCCUCACCCCUUCCACGUUGCCGAAAAUGCCUACCGGCAGCUGCGAUCCAUGCGGCAGAACCAGUCGAUUGUCAUCAGUGGCGAGAGCGGAUCCGGCAAGACUGAAACGUCAAAGAUCAUCUUAGAGUUUCUAACCGAUCGAUCCUCACUGGACGACUACAACGCGACGGCUUCAGUCCUUACGGACAGCCACGCCCGCGAGCAAGCUCUUGGCGACCGACUCAUGGAUACGAUUCCAAUUCUCGAAUCGUUUGGAAACGCCACGACCCACCGCAACCACAACUCAAGUCGGUUCGGCAAGUACAUGCGGCUCCAAUUUACGCCGGACACGAGCGGCUCGGAUUCGGCGCUGCACUUAGCCGGCGCGUCCAUCGACACGUAUUUGCUGGAAACCACCCGUGUUGUGUUGCCGCCGGCCGGCGAGCGGAACUUUCACGUGUUCUAUGAACUGCUCCGGUGUGGCGACGCAUCGCUUCUCAACGAACUCAAACUUGUUCCGAAUCCGUACGCCAAGGUUGAAAAAGCCCGACAGAACGAUGUGGAGGCGUGGAUUGACGAAUACCAGUACCUGAAUCUAUCUGGUUGUACUUCGAAUCUGUUCCUUGACGACUGCGACAACUUUUCCAAGCUCGUGAAGGCGUUGCAAUACAUUAACAUCGACGCGACAGAACUAUUCCGGGUAGUGUCGGGGCUGCUCCAUCUCGGCAACAUCCAGUUUGACGAGGAAGAGACCGAAGAAGGCAUGACGGCAGCGGUUCACCUCGACGACAGAGCAAGCGCUGUUACCGUCGCCGCCGAGAUGCUUGGACUCGAUCCCGUCAGUCUCUUGAAUGCGAUCCUAACCAAGAAAUUUAGUCGACUGCAAGGACGACCAGGGCUGCAACGCGAAGCGUCGGUGCAUUUCAAGAAGAAGGAUACGCGCCAAGCCAGCUACUCGCGGGACACAAUCGCCAAAGUCAUCUACAAGCAUGUGUUUGGAUCGCUCAUGCGGCAAUGUGCGGACGCCCUCGAGUAUAACCUGGCGCAAAAAGACGAGCUGCCGUACAUUGGGGUACUCGAUAUCUUUGGGUUUGAAGAUUUUGAACCGAAGAACCGCAACUCGUUUGAGCAACUUCUCAUCAACUACGCCAACGAGUCACUCCAGAGUCUGUUCAACCAGUGCAUCCUCAAAGCGGAGCAAGAAUUGUACCAAACCGAGCACAUUUGGGAUCCACACAACGUGUCACUGUUCUUUCCAUUCGUCAAAAUGAACCACGUCGCAACAUCGCCUCGCUUCGUGGCCCGCCAACCGAUCGCGUACGAUGACAACAAUGAGUGCCUAAAGCUCAUUGCCGCCAAGAACGAAGGAAUGUUUGCCAUUAUCGACACGGUGGCCAAAGUCGCCGGGCCUACGGAUCGCCGCCUCAUUGACAACUUUCAAAAAUACUUUGCCAAGCAUCCAUGCUUUAUCCAGCCGCAUCCAAAAGAUAUGCAGCAUACGUUUUGCAUUCGACACUACGCAGGCGUCGUCCGCUAUCGCAUUGAUUCGUUCUUGGACAAAAACAGCAACCUCACGUCCGGCCAGUUUGACGAUCUGCUCAAGUCGUCAACCGUCACCAUCCUGCGCAGCACGUCGGCCGCGACAGAAUUGCCGCUUAUCGACCCCACGACGGCACGACCGCAAUAUCUUGCCGCUGCCAAGACAUCCGGAAGCGUCUCCCAGUUGUUUUCCGUUCAAAUGCGAACCCUAACGAACGAAUUGAUGGCGACUCGAAGCAACUUUAUUCGAUGUAUCAAGCCAAACGCUGCGAUGGACGCGACGGUCUUCACGCGCACCAGUGUGCUGGAGCAGCUCCGGUGUUCUGGCACAAUUCAAGCAUGCCAAGUGCUGCAAGUCGGGCUGCCAACGCGUGUGGCGUAUUUGGAUAUUGCCGCCACGUACACAGCCGUCCUAGGAGCCGACUUUAUGUUUCAAUACUACGCCAACGAUCGGCUGUUCACGCAAGCCCUUUGCAGCGUGCUCGAGUUCCCAGCGGACUCGUAUCGCCUGGGAGACUCUCGCCUCUUUUUCAAGACAGGAAAGAUCCACUUGCUGGACAAGUUGCUGAAUGUGGCCCCGACCAUGACCGUGGAGGAGCUCAAGGCGCGGCUAACACACUACCUCGUCAAGCGUCGGUGGAUCUCGGCGGCGACUAAGGUUGUCGUGCUUCGGCAUGUUCAAGCGCAUUAUGCUGCUGUCCGACGCAAGCACCACGCCGUUGUCCUUCAAUGCUGGUUUCGGCAGUGUAUAGCGAGGCGACAAGUGGCAAGAUUGCGCAAGCAGCGACGAGUGGCAAUGUUGUGGGGUCGGUUUGCGUCCAAGUGUGGCGUGCAGCGGGCCUUCCAUGGCGUCCCAGAAGACAAGUUCACGUUGUUGCAGGCAUUGCUUCGACAGCGCGUGCUGCCGUCGCGUUGUAAGUGGCUCUUGAAUUGGCUCGGGCCACUGCAGCGGGCCAUGUAUGUUCAGAAACUGGGCAAGGCGGCAUGCAUGGCCUAUUUGGCGAAGCGUGCCUUCCUUUCGUUGUUCGAAAUCGUACGCGAACGCCGCGCGUGUGUAAAGAUCCAGGCGCAGGUUCGUCGAGCGGCGGCAACCGCGGUCGUGGACUCCAUGCGUAAGCAGAAAAAGGCGCAAGAGCAUUGGCGGCGCAUUCGAAUUCGCGUAAAAGCCACAAUUUGGUUCUUUGCCAUGUUUCGUCGAGCUCACGUGGUGUGUCUUGAACAUGACAAUUCCCGUCUGAAGCGGGAAAACGACGAGUUGCGAGCCAAAAAUGCCGUCUUGGAGGCCCAGCUCCAAAGUUCCUCGUCGACCGCAACGCAAGACGAAAAUGUUUGCGACUUGGAGCGCCAGCUCCUCCUGUUACAGCAUAAGUUGGACGAGGCGAUGCGCUUGAAUUCGUUGACUCCAACGUCGAGCGGUUCCAGCAGCACUCGCCGUAACUCCCCGACGCCCACGGAGUGGACGUCGGCGAAAUCCUUCUCGGAACACAUGGGUGGUGGCGAAAUGUUCCAAUCCUUCAACCCCACAUCGCCGUACGCCAAGUCGUUUGCACACCGCAGCAGCAGCACCGCUUUCACAAUCCAUCGUCGAUAUGAUUCGGACGUGCCGUCGCGAUUGCAGCGAGAAGUCGAGCAGCAGCAAGACAUCACGAGGAAAAUCCGCGAGCUUGUCCGGAUCUGUGCCAAAGUGGAGCGGUACGCCAUUGCUAUACGGGUCCAACGCAAACCAUCGGUUCACGUGUAG
Messenger RNA from Aphanomyces invadans, 3761 nucleotides. RefSeq lists its product as hypothetical. Lineage: Eukaryota; Oomycota; Saprolegniomycetes; Saprolegniales; Verrucalvaceae. The transcript has 10 exons. Gene Ontology annotation, biological process: actin filament organization; vesicle transport along actin filament. The coding region runs from base 84 to 3761 and encodes 1225 amino acids. The record is from RefSeq and is a predicted model, not a curated record. Gene Ontology annotation, cellular component: vesicle; myosin complex; actin cytoskeleton. Gene Ontology annotation, molecular function: microfilament motor activity; ATP binding; actin filament binding.